This is a messenger RNA of Hippocampus zosterae (dwarf seahorse), 3203 nucleotides long. RefSeq names its product sodium/calcium exchanger 1-like. Bases 465 to 2639 code for a protein of 724 amino acids. Gene Ontology annotation, cellular component: axon; sarcolemma; postsynapse. The transcript is spliced from 7 exons. NCBI's taxonomy places the organism in Eukaryota, Metazoa, Chordata, Actinopteri, Syngnathiformes, Syngnathidae. Gene Ontology annotation, molecular function: calcium:sodium antiporter activity. The record is from RefSeq and is a predicted model, not a curated record. Gene Ontology annotation, biological process: cell communication; sodium ion transmembrane transport; calcium ion import across plasma membrane.
CCGGCGAAACUCUUUGGCGGUUUGUGACCUUGUUUGGUGGCGGGCGGCGAUAAGGCCCCUCGCCGGGCAGCCAUCUUUAGAACAUUAUCUCCUCCCUUAAGUGCGCUUAUCGGGCCCGCCGAGCCCGUUCCGUCCCGGUCCCCGUCAAAGGACACGUGAGCGUUGGGUUAUUUGCGGCAGCGCGACGGUCUCGCUUUGUCUUCCGACCUUCCUCGGAGAGCGCGAACGCUUCGGAUCGCCGUUCCACGCCAAAGGAAGUGGCCAACGCGGGCGGGAGCUCCUUCUCGACUCCUCCUCACGAGUCCCGGUCGGAUGCUUCAGUCUGCAUCGGCCUCAACUGCGCUCGUGUUUUUGCGAAAAGAGCGUUUGGACUUUUUGGACUUUUUGGACAUUUUCCAUCCCACGACCCCGAAAGGUUCGCAGGGCCAGCGCAGGAGCCCGAGCAUCUGGCAGCGCGUCGAGCCAUGACGUCCUGGCCGCCACUCGUUUUGUCGGCCCUGGUCUUGGCCGCGGCGGGGUGCCGCGCGGACGAGGCGCUCGGCAACCACACAAAGUGCGGCGGCGGCAACGGCCGGUGCAAGGACGGCGUCAUUUUGCCGCCGUGGCGACCGGAGGACCCCGAGCUCCUGGAGCGGGUCGCCAGGGCCGCCAUUUAUUUGACGGGCUUGGCGUACGCCUUCCUGGGCGUGUCCAUCAUCGCCGACCGCUUCAUGGCGUCCAUCGAGGUCAUCACGUCUCAAGAGCGCGAGGUCGCCGUCCAAAAGCCCGACGGGGAAAAGUACACGGCCACGGUGCGCGUGUGGAACGAGACGGUGUCCAACCUGACGCUGAUGGCGCUGGGCUCGUCGGCGCCGGAGAUCCUGCUGUCGGUGGUGGAGAUCUGCGGGCACAACUUUGACGCCGGCGAGCUGGGGCCCAACACCAUCGUGGGAAGCGCCGCCUUCAACAUGUUCGUCAUCAUCGGCAUCUGCGUCUACGUCAUCCCCGACGGGGAGAGCCGCAGGAUCAAGCACCCGCGGGUCUUUGUCGUCACGGCCGCCUGGAGCGUCUUCGCCUACACUUGGCUCUACCUCAUCCUGGCCUACUUCUCCCCGGGGGUGGUGGACAUCUGGGAGGGGCUCCUCACGCUCUUCUUCUUCCCCGUCUGCGUGGGCUUCGCCUACGUCGCCGACCGCCGCCUCCUCUUCUACAAGUACGUGCACAAGCGCUACCGAGCCGGCAAGCGCCGGGGGGUGAUCGUGGAGACCGAGGGCGAGCCCCCCCGGGACCCGGGGACGCCGUCGGAACCCCGACGUCCGGCCGAGGAGACGGAGCGGCUCUUCGGCGACCGCCGCGCCGGCGUCUUCGCCUUCGAGGAGCCCGCCGUCACCGUGAGCGAGAGCGUCGGCGUGAUGGAGAUCCCGGUGGUCCGCAGCGCGGGGGCCCGCGGGGCGGUGGCCGUGCCCUACAGGACCGUGGAGGGGACGGACAAAGGCGGCGGGGAGGACUUUGAGGACACCGGCGGCGUCCUGCGCUUUGACGACGGACAGAUCCGUCAAACGCUUCGGAUCAACAUCGUCGACGACGAAAUGUACGAGAAGAACAAAACGUUUUGGGUGGAGAUGGACGAGCCGCGACUGCUGGAGAUGAGCUGCGGGAAAGGUGGGGGGCGACAUUUCGGACCCCCCCCCCCCCCCCCCCACGGCCUCCUUUUAACCCUUCCCGGUCACCGUUUGACAGGCAAAGACCCGGUCUACGGAAAACUCCGACGAGAAGACCAGCGUGAGCCCUCUUGCGCGGUGACCGCCUCAGGGGAAGCCGAGGACUGCGGGACAAAAGAGGAAGACGGACGCGCCGGGCAGCCAACCUUGGGCCAGCACGUCAAACUGGAAGUCGUCAUCGAGGAGUCGUACGAGUUUAAGAACGCAGUGGACAAGGUUCUGAAGAAGACCAGACUGGCCGUGCUGGUCGGAACCACGUCGUGGAGGCAACAGUUUGCGGAAGCCGUCGCAAUCGGAUCAGGAGACGAUGACGACGGCAAGAAGCCGCCCUCCGGUCUGGACUACGCCGUCCAUUUCCUGACCGUCUUCUGGAAGCUUCUGUUCGCGCUGGUCCCGCCCACCGACUACUGGAACGGUUGGGCGUGCUUCGCCGUCUCCAUCGCCGUCAUCGGCAUGCUGACGGCGAUCAUCGGGGACCUGGCUUCCCAUUUCGGCUGCACGGUGGGCCUGAAGGACUCGGUCACGGCCGUGGUGUUCGUGGCCUUGGGGACGUCCGUGCCAGAUACCUUCGCCAGCAAGGUGGCGGCCAGCCAAGACCGCUACGCCGACGCCUCCAUCGGCAACGUGACGGGAAGCAACGCCGUCAACGUGUUCCUGGGCAUCGGCGUGGCCUGGUCCCUGGCCGCCAUUUACCACCGCUCCCGAGGCCAGGUGUUCAGGGUGGACCCGGGAACGCUGGCCUUCUCCGUCACCCUCUUCACCAUCUUCGCCUUCGUAUGCGUCGCCGUCCUGGUCUACCGGCGCCGACCCCAAAUCGGCGGGGAACUGGGCGGACCGCGGCCGGCCAAGACGGCCACCGCCGCCUUGUUCUUCAGCCUGUGGUUGACGUACGUCGUCCUGUCCUCGCUCGAGGCCUACUGCCACAUUCCCGGCUUUUGACGCCGCCCCGCCAACAAAGUCCAAAAAUCAAAAGACCGGCGUUACGGGCCGACUCGCUGUCGGCAUGUUUGAUUUGGCAUGAGCGAUAAGAUAAGAAAACCUCUAGUCGUCUCCCAAUGGAGAAAUUGCCAAUUCAAACGACGAGACACAUUAUUUGAGCUCAUUUCCCGAUUCCUCCAUGAACAUGUAUGCCUGAGAACCAACUUUAUGUCGUCAUCAAAGUCGGUUGCCGCUCUAUCUUCUUUUGUUCCGGUUUCAUUCGAUUGGAAUAUCUUUUGGUCAAGUCUAGGAGGUUUUUGCCCCCCCCCAGAAACACCACCGCCAUGACUUUGCUCUAACAUGUUCCUGAUGCCUUCUCCCCCCACCCCCCGUAUAAUGUUCUAACCUGGAUUUUACAAAUUAGAAAUGAGGACAUUUCUCUAGUGGGAAGGGGAAGAAUGUAAGCUUAUGUUCAAUUAUGAAUUCUUUUUAUUAUGAAACCAACCAAGUAAAUCCAUUUUUAUGGUAAAAGGUAGAAAAAUAAAUACAUGAAUAGAAAAGUAUUUUUCUCCUAUCAUCUGUGAU